Molecule: messenger RNA, 2422 nt
Organism: Benincasa hispida (wax gourd)
Lineage: Eukaryota; Viridiplantae; Streptophyta; Magnoliopsida; Cucurbitales; Cucurbitaceae
Source: RefSeq, a predicted model, not a curated record
UUAGUGUGUAAUAUGGGCAAAAAUAAUACCACUUUUGUGACUACUUUCUUCAUGGUUAUAAUUUUUCUUUAUUCCUCUCAGGUUUCAACUACGUUUUGCAUCAAACAAGAGAGAGAAUUACUAUUUAAGCUUAAGGCAAGUUUCAUUGAUUCUUCUAAUCGCUUGGCUUCUUGGAAAGGAAUUGAUUGUUGUAGUUGGGAAGGAGUGGGGUGUGAUGACACUAAUGACGGUCAUGUCGUCAAGCUUAAUCUACGAAAUUACGACUAUUCCUCAUCCUCUGUUUUACUUAUUAAUGGUGUGGAAUCUAGUUUGUUUGAAUUGAAAUAUUUGAAUUACUUGGAUUUAAGAGAGUUGUUUAUCGAUGGCCUUGAAUGGGUUUCAAGUCUUUCAUCUUUGGAAUAUCUUGACUUGAGUGGUAUAAAAGCAAUUCAAAGUUGUGAAGAGUACGGUUUAGAAAGUCUUGGACUAGAAAACAUCAAAUUUGAGAUCCAUAAAAUUCGAAGUUGGUUGGGAGAAUUAAAGAACUUGAAGUCUCUUUAUCUUCGAAGUUGUUCACUUUGUGGCCCAAUACCUUCUUUAUUUGGAAAUUUAUCUCAUCUCAAGAACUUGGAUAUUUCUUAUAAUAUGCUUAAUGGGGGAAUUCCAAAUCCUCUUAGAGGUGUUAUUACAGAAAUUCACUUUGCUAAUCUCUCACAGUUGAAGCGGGUAUUUAUGAAUGGAAAUCACCUUCUCUCUUUUGAAAUAAAACAUGACUGGGUACCUCCUUUCCAAUUGGAGAUUUUUUCUGUGAGAUCAACUAAGGGUUUUGGAUCAACUGGAUUUCCUCGAUGGUUGUUACCACAAAACGGAUCAGCUUUAUAUUUAGAUUUGUCCAACACCUGUAUUUCAGGGCUUAUACCAAUAUGGCUAAUAUUUUCAAAUUUCAUUUAUUUAGACAUUUCUAACAAUCAAAUAAGUGGACCACUCCCAAAAAACAUUGGCGACCAGAUUUCCAAUAUGUUUGCAUUGUAUGCUUCCAACAUGCAUAUCAAUGGUUCUUUGCCACGAUCUGUUUGUAGAUGGAAGAAUCUAAGAUAUUUGGGACUUUCAAAUAAUAGAUUGUCAGGGACAAUUCCUGGUUGUUUGUUGACACCAAACUUGACAUAUUUUGAUUUAUCGUCGAACAAGUUUUCAGGAAUUUUUUCCAAUUCAUUGGAGAAUCUUUCUAGACUUGAACUAAUGCACUUGGCAAACAAUAAACUUGACGGAGAGCCAUUAAUUUCCAUGAGAAGUUGCAAAUCCUUAUCUAUUUUGGAUCUUGAAGGAAACAAAUUCUCUGAUAGUAUUCCUUCAUGGAUGGGUACAAGUCUUAAAGUGCAAAUUUUGAAUCUACGAGUAAAUGAGUUCAAUGGAUUUAUUCCUUCGUCUUUGUUGCUACUACCUCACUUACAAAUUUUGAUUCUUGCAGAUAACAAAUUAGAAGGAAACAUCCCACCAAUUUGGGCAAAUCUCAGUGCAACCAAAAGUAACCAAUUAACUGAGUCCGGUUUGGUAUGCGACAGUUCAAAGGAUUCAUUUGCAAUUUGUUAUGUAAGCUAUGUUAGACAAGUCACAAAAUCAAGUAGUCGAAACUACUCAUAUUUAAAAUUAUAUUCUAUGGUGAAUGUAGACCUCUCAAUUAACAACUUAUAUGAAAGUAUUCCAAGUGAAAUAGCCACAGUAGAAAACUUGUUCAACAUAAAUUUGUCGCAUAAUCAUCUGUCGGGGACAAUUCCUGUGGAAUGGAAGAUCACUAGAUUAGAAUCUCUUAACCUCUCUUUCAAUCAACUCUCAGGGUCAAUUCCAAAUAGCAUGUCAAGCUUAAGUUCACUAGUCGUGUUGAAGUUGUCUAACAACAAUUUCUCUAGAAGCAUUCCUCGAGAAGGUCAUCUUUCAACCUUGAAUGAUCCAUCUAGUUAUGAAGGUAAUCCAUAUCUGUGUGGAGAUACACUCACUAUUAUAUGCCCAGAUACAAAUUCCGACAAGCCUUCAAUUGAAAUCGACAAUUUUAAUAGUGAUAGUCAUAAAGAAGAUAAGUUGGAGAAAAUGUGGUUUUGUAUUAUUGUGAUGCUUGGAUUUGCUUUGGGAUUUUGGGGAGUUGUUGGACCUUUAAUAUUAAAGAGAAGUUGGAGGCGUGCUUAUUUCCAAUUUAUGGAUGAGACCAAAGACAAGAUCUAUGUUGCAAUAUUGGUCAAUAUGAAAAGGUUGAAAAAAUCAAUGGGAAGAAACAACGUGUUGUAUUUAAUUUAUGUUCAUGUAAUAAUUUUGUUCUACUUUGAUCCAUUGAGUCCAUCGAUUGGAUUAAUGAACUGUUUUUUUCCUUUUUGCGACACGUGUUAAUAAUUUCAUGGUCAAUUGAAAUAUGUAUUGCCUAAUAGUUUAUGCAAAACUCCUUCCCUUCCAA